CCUCAGUCCGAGGCUAUGAGAGGAGAGAGCAGGCCCAGGCUGCACCAUCAUGCUACUUCUGAGACGCGGGGAUGAGAGUUUGGCCCACAAAACACAAGGUAUUUCUCUCCCGCUCCUCCACCAUGCCUGCCAGCGGCCGCCCUUCCCCUCUGCGCCUCCUCUGCUCCUGCGCCCCCUCAGUUGUCCAGGAGCGAGGGAGGCGGGGCCGACACCCCCGUCCGCCCCCGCCGCCGUCGCUCCACCGCCACGCCAAAGUCUCCCUCGGUGUGCUCCUCCUCUUCCUCUGCCUUCUCCACCUGCCCCCCGCCUGCCACUCCCGGAGAGAAAAGGGAGGGGGCGGCGUCCACUACAUCCCCCUGCCCCCGCUCCCGCCCCACCACAUGGCCCUCCCCAACAUCCUGCGGGGCCUCAGCAUCGCCGUGGUCUUGGUGGGCAACUCCAGCGAGAUGGCGCUGGCGGGGGCCCGGGAGAAGGAAGACUUCCUCCACAUGGCGCCCAACGUGGAGAUCCUGACCAUGAACGAGACGGACCCAAAGAGCAUCAUCAAGAGCAUCUGUGACUUGAUGACGGAGCACUGGCUGCAAGGCGUGGUCUUUGGAGACGACACGGACCAGGAGGCCAUCGCCCAGAUCCUGGACUUCAUUUCGGCCCAGACGCACAUCCCUAUCCUGGGCGUCCGAGGGGGCUCCUCCAUGAUUAUGGCUGCCAAGGAUGACGACUCCAUGUUCUUCCAGUUCGGCCCCUCCAUCGAGCAGCAGGCGUCGGUCAUGCUCAACAUCAUGGAGGAAUACGACUGGUACAUCUUCUCCAUCGUCACCACCUACUACCCGGGGUACCAGGACUUUGUCACCAAGAUCCGCAGCACCAUCGAGAACAGCUUUGUGGGCUGGGAACUGGAGGAAGUGUUACUGCUCGACAUGUCGCUGGACGACGGAGACUCCAAGAUUCAGAACCAGCUGAAGAAGCUUCAGAGUCCCGUCAUCCUGCUGUACUGCACCAAGGAAGAGGCCAACACCAUCUUCGAGGUGUCCCACUCUGUGGGGAUUACGGGCUACGGCUACACGUGGAUCGUGCCCUCGCUCAUCGCCGGAGACACCGACGUCGUACCGGCAGAGUUCCCCACAGGGCUGCUGUCCGUGUCCUACGACGAGUGGGACUAUGGCCUGGAGGCCCGCGUUCGUGACGGCGUGGCUAUUAUAACCAUGGCCACCUCCACCAUGAUGAUGGACAGAGGGCCGCACACCUUGCUCAAGUCCGAGUGCCACGGAGCUCCUGACAAGAAGACCCCCGUCUCAGGCAACCCUAACGAGGUGCUCAGGUACUUGAUGAAUGUGACGUUCGAGGGCCGUAAUCUGUCGUUCAGCGAGGACGGCUACCAGAUGCACCCCAAACUGGUCAUCAUUCUGCUCAACAAAGACCGACAGUGGGACAGAGUGGGCAAGUGGGAGAACGGCUCCCUCUCCAUGAAGUACCACGUGUGGCCCCGCGACGAGCUGUACGGCGGAGCAGCGUCCAGGGAGGACGACCACCUGUCCAUCGUCACCCUGGAGGAGGCCCCUUUCGUCAUCGUGGAGGACGUGGACCCCCUGAGUGGCACGUGCAUGAGGAACACCGUGCCGUGCCGCAAACAGAUCAAAAUACUGAAUCAGACCAAGGAGUCGGGGAUCUACAUCAAGCGUUGCUGCAAGGGCUUCUGCAUCGACAUCCUGAAGAAGAUCGCCAAGACGGUGAAGUUCACAUACGACUUGUACUUGGUCACCAAUGGCAAACACGGCAAGAAGAUCAACGGGACCUGGAAUGGAAUGGUGGGAGAGGUGGUGGUGAAAAAAGCUCACAUGGCCGUGGGCUCCCUGACGAUCAACGAGGAGAGGUCAGAGGUCAUCGACUUUUCCGUCCCCUUCAUCGAGACGGGCAUCAGUGUCAUGGUGUCCCGCAGCAACGGCACCGUCUCUCCCUCAGCCUUCCUAGAGCCCUUCAGUGCGGAUGUGUGGGUGAUGAUGUUCGUGAUGCUGCUGCUGGUGUCAGCGUUUGCCGUCUUCUUUUUCGAGUACUUCAGCCCCGUGGGCUACAACCGCUGUCUGGCUGACGGCAGAGAGCCGCACGGUCCCUCCUUCACCAUCGGCAAGGCCAUCUGGCUGCUGUGGGGUCUGGUCUUCAACAACUCUGUGCCGGUGCAGAACCCCAAAGGUACCACCAGCAAGAUCAUGGUGUCCGUGUGGGCCUUCUUCGCCGUCAUCUUCCUGGCCUCCUACACCGCCAACCUGGCCGCCUUCAUGAUCCAGGAGGAAUACGUGGACCAGGUGUCCGGACUCUCAGACAAAAAGUUCCAGAGCCCCAACGACUUCUCGCCGCCGUUCCGUUUCGGCACGGUCCCAAACGGGAGCACGGAGAGGAACAUCAGGAACAACUACCCGGAGAUGCACAGCUACAUGACCAAGUUCCACCAGAGGAACGUCCACGAGGCGCUGCAAAGUCUUAAAGCUGGCAAACUAGACGCUUUCAUUUACGACGCGGCCGUGCUCAAUUACAAGGCGGGCAGGGACGAGGGCUGCAAGCUGGUGACCAUCGGCAGCGGCUACAUCUUCGCCACCACCGGCUACGGCAUCGCCAUCCAGAAGGAGUCGCUCUGGAAGAGACACGUGGACUUGGCCAUCCUGGAGCUCUUUGGGGACGGCGAGAUGGAGGAGCUGGAGUCCCUGUGGCUGACGGGGAUCUGCCACCACGAGAAGAACGAGGUGAUGUCCAGCCAGCUGGACGUGGACAACAUGGCGGGGGUCUUCUACAUGCUGGGGGCCGCCAUGGCGCUGUCGCUCAUCACCUUCAUCUGCGAGCACUGGUUCUACUGGCAGCUGCGCUUCUGCUUCAUGGGCGUCUGCUCGGGACAACCCGGCUUCGUCUUCUCCAUCAGCAGGGGCAUCUACAGCUGCAUUCACGGCGUGCAGAUCGAGGAGAAAAGCAGCUCGGCGUUGAACUCGCCGUCGGCCACCAUGAACAACACCCACUCUAACAUCCUGCGCCUCCUACGCACCGCCAAGAACAUGGCCUCCCUGUCCGGCGUCAACGGCUCGCCCCACAGCGCUCUGGACUUCAUUCGCCGGGAGUCGUCCGUUUACGACAUCUCGGAGCACCGGCGCAGCCUGGCGGGCCACUCGGACUGCAAGCCGCCUUAUUUGCCGGAGGACAACAUGUUCAGCGACUACAUCGGCGAGGUGGAGAGGACGUUCGGCAACGUCCACAUGAAGGACAGCAACGUGUACCAGGACCGCUACCUGCACCAUCACGGUUCCACACUUGGGCUCAGUGGACCGCCUGCCAACAGGCCGCAUAGUUUGGGCAGUGCCAGUUCCCUGGAGGGCGGCAUGUUUGACUGUGACAGCCUCGGGGGAGGGGUGGCGCCGAUCUUCACCACCCAGCCGUGCUCGGCGCUGACCCACAGGAACAUGAGCAAGUUCGACCUGCUGUCCGGACAGACUCCGCCUCCAGGCCAGGGCUUUAAAAGCGGCCUGCCGGACUUGUACGGGAAGUUCUCUUUCAAGGGCGGUGCCUCGAGUUCCACCUACAUCCCCGGUCACGGGUACUGCGGCGGGAGAGGGGACGACGACGGAAACGUACGGUCCGACGUCUCUGACAUUUCCACGCACACGGUAACCUACGGGAACCUGGAAGGUAACGCCAAGAAACGCAAACAAUACCGCGAUAGCCUGAAAAAGAGGCCGGCCUCUGCCAAGUCCAGACGGGAGCUGGAUGAAAUCGAGCUGGGCUACCGGAGGAAACCGUACCACAUCAGCCACCACCACUACCACAACCAUCGCUCUGCCUCGCCACCACUUUUGCCCCCCGAACGUAAGCGAGGAGGAGGGAAUACCGACGCAAACUAUCUCUUCAGAGAAAAGGAGAGCGUGAGGGACUUUUAUUUGGACCAGUUCCGCCCAAAAGAGGGCGUCCCCCAGUGGGAACAUGUGGAUCUGACUGAAGGCCCUGGGAGUAGAGACGGAGGAGUACCUACCUGCACCUCGCUGGUUCCGGUGGAAGACUUUCUCAAGAGCAAACCCAAGAAGUCGGACUCAAAGAGCGGCGGGGGAUCUGGGUUGGCCGGGGGAGAAUGGGAGUGCAGGAACUGUCGGUCCGGUGCGGGGGUGAAGCAGAUGUCCAUGCACGGGGGCGGCGGCUACGGUGGCAUAAGCUGCGGGUCCUCGGGGGGUGGUGGAGGCAGCCGUCCCAGCUCCGCGUCCUGUUUGCGCUGCGAGAGCUGCAAAAAGACGGGGAACCUCUACGACAUCAGCGAGGACAACAACCACCUCUUGGAACAGAUUGGGGGCGUGGGAGGGGGAGGCAUGGUCGCCGUCCCCCAGUCGCAAUCUCAGGCGCAGCAGCGGAGGAAAGGGGGAGGCUUCGGCAAGCCGCUCCGGCGGCAGCAUUCCUACGACGCGUUUGUCGACCUCCAGAAGGAGGAGACGGGCGGCAUGGGGAGCUUGAUGGGCAAUCUGGGAGGCGUCGGCGGGAUGAGCGGUCCGGGUAUGGGCGGAAUGCUGCCGCCUCCCCGAAGCGUCAGCCUGAAGGAGAAGGAGCGCUACAUGGAGGGCGCCAACCCGUUUGCGCACAUGUUUGAGCGUCACGGGGGGUCCGAGAGAGACCGGGAAAGGGACCCUUCGUUUUAUGGAGGCGAAGGCCGGAUGGGAGGCCUGUUCAGAGGAGGCGACGGCCUCCAUCGCCGCUCCGUCGGAGAGCGAGACGUGAGGGACAGGGACAGGUCUCUGAUGGAAGGUGGCGGCGGGGCGGCGAUCUCUUUAUCCAAAUCUCUUUACCCUGACCGGGUAAACCAGAACCCCUUUAUACCCACGUUUGACGACGACCAGUGUCUGAUGCACGGAGCCAAACAGUUUUACAUGAAAAAGCAGCAGCAGGUCGCCAAAAACAGCCGAAGUGACUUCAGGAGUCAGACGAGCACCACGUCUUACCUGCCGGCGUCCGCCACCGCCGGGGUCAUGUCCAACGUGUCCCCCCGGUUCCCGAAAGAGCUCAGCCUGGGCGGCCUGAGCCACCACGGCUCCAUGCUGGGGGUCGCCCCGUCGCGGCCCUUCAACGGAAGCAACGGCCACGUCUACGAGAAACUGUCCAGCAUCGAGUCCGACGUGUGAGAGGUUCGGGCGCGUCCGGAGAUCAGGGAUGUUUUUAAAGACACCGUCCACGCACUGCAGCCGGGGGUCGUGACCACCCGGAGGAUCCACAUUUCCCACGUAGAGAAAUCUUUAUUUUAUAAAAAUACAAAAUCAGGACACUUUGCCGAGACGGGGAAGUGACCCCUCUCUCCCCAAACGCCAAAGUGAUCUACUUUUACCGACAUCGCCCCCGUUGACUCCGCAGUUAUCGCUCACCCGGGUUCGGUACGGGACGUGCGAUCCCGCUGGGAUCGGACGGAAGACUGCACGAUUGGAGAGCGGCAACCCAGGGGAUGACUUGAGUUUUCUCCCGCCCUGAACUCUCCUCCCUUUCCUCCCUCCUCCCGCAGGCCAAAAGAUUUGCUGUGAGAAAUACAAUCAUGAAUGAUUCUAGGGGAAAAAAACAGGGUAUAAAGACUAGAACACUAUUAAUAAUAACGUUGUGAAGAACACGCCGUAAGAUAUCUUCGCUUUUUAUUGCUCUGUGUUACAAGGUGUGAUAUCCCAUCGGUUUUUCGUACUUGUAUGGUUUUGUUUUUCUUCCUUGCCGGCGUCGGCAGCUUAAAGGCGGUCCAACCUCGGAGCCAGAAAGACUGAACUCUUCCGUUCUUGCUCUCGGUGGAAUAUUUGACUUCACACGUUUUCCUUUCGGGGUUUUUAAUCGAUGUUUUUUGCGACGGUCGGAAUCGAGCGCGUUUGCGCUUGAACGCUUCGUCGCAAGGGCCAGGGACGCCGAGAGAAAAGGACGUGCCUUAAAGGUCCGGUGGGAGUGUCCUCCCGUUCACGUCGCGUUGGAGCGCCAAAAAAAAUCAAUACAUCAAAUGUUCAAGCGGCUUGAGAUGCUGCACCGGCAGCGGUUUCGAUACGAGAUGUUUUAUAACUUCGUACAAAAAAAAAUAGAUUUUAUGACGCCGUACGGCAGUUCUAUUCAGGAUGUCCCACACGGUCUGGGAGUGGCGCCACUUCACAGCACGGCGGCCUUCUACGUCUUUUCCAUUCAGGUUACUCCCGUGACGUCACCAGGCACUCUCGCUGGUAUUUUAUGGAGGCUCAAAUGGGACAAAAAUGAUUAAAAAAUAAUUAAGGUGUCAGACAUUAAAUUUUGUGAUUAAAUACAUAAAUGUGUCAAUGUAUUUCACCUAACAGUACAUUUAAUUAAAUAUUGA
Molecule: messenger RNA, 6325 nt
Organism: Entelurus aequoreus (snake pipefish)
Lineage: Eukaryota; Metazoa; Chordata; Actinopteri; Syngnathiformes; Syngnathidae
Product: glutamate receptor ionotropic, NMDA 2B-like
Exons: 15
Coding region: 72-5138 (1688 amino acids)
Biological process (GO): synaptic transmission, glutamatergic; excitatory postsynaptic potential; long-term synaptic potentiation
Cellular component (GO): NMDA selective glutamate receptor complex; postsynaptic density membrane; postsynaptic membrane
Molecular function (GO): transmitter-gated monoatomic ion channel activity involved in regulation of postsynaptic membrane potential; NMDA glutamate receptor activity
Source: RefSeq, a predicted model, not a curated record